Medicago truncatula (barrel medic) is the source of this 3327-nucleotide messenger RNA. Its product is annotated as FT-interacting protein 3. The record is from RefSeq and is a predicted model, not a curated record. Lineage: Eukaryota; Viridiplantae; Streptophyta; Magnoliopsida; Fabales; Fabaceae. Bases 137 to 3178 code for a protein of 1013 amino acids. The transcript has 2 exons.
CUCAACCCUUUCUUCCUUCUUAUUUAUCUUGUAUCCUCCUCUCUCUCUCUCUCUCUCUCUCUCUCUCAUUGUUAUAUUUCCAAGCACAAAAGACCGUUGUUUUUGUUGCUGACUUAAAAACACCAAGAUACUUUCAAUGAGCAGUCUCAAGCUAUGUGUUGAAGUUGUUGGUGCUCAUGACCUUGUUGCCAAAGAUGGAGAGGGGUCAUCUACUACUUUUGUAGAACUUGAAUUUGAUGAUCAGAAAUUUCGUACAACAACUAAAGAUAAAGAUCUUAGUCCAUAUUGGAAUGAGAUUUUUUACUUCAACAUUACAGAUCCAAGCAAGUUAUCAAACCUUAAUCUUGAAGCCUGCAUAAACCACUAUAACAAAACCAAUGGCUCCAAAAUUCCCCUUGGCAAGGUUAAGCUCACUGGAACCUCAUUUGUUCCACAUUCUGAUGCUGUUGUAUUACACUAUCCUCUUGAAAAGAAAGGCAUUUUUUCGCGCACGAAAGGUGAACUUGGUUUGAAGGUAUUCAUUACAAAUAAUCCUUCUUUAAGAGCCUCAAACCCUCUUCCUGCUAUGCAAGAACCCUUCGUCAACAAUGGAUUCAUGAAUACCGAUCAAAACCUUGCACAAGAUCAAAUACCGGUACCGGCAUCAUUUACAAAUCAAAUCCUCAACAAUGUGUUGAAAAAGAAAAAUGAGUCAAGGCACACAUUUCACAACCUUCCUAAAUCAAAUGAUGGAAAGGAAAAGAAAUCAAAUGUAACAGUUGGGAUGCAUGAGAUGAAAUCUGGACCGUCUGCUCCGAAAGUUGUUAAAGCGUUUGCAGGCACAGCAGCGUCUGCAAUGGACUAUGUAAUCAAAGAGACAAAUCCUUCUCUUGGAGGUGGAAAAGUCGUUGGUGGAAGAAUUCUUCGCGGGAGUAAUAAUUCUCCUAGCAGCACCUAUGACCUUGUAGAACCAAUGGACUAUCUUUUCAUACGAGUUGUGAAAGCUCGCGAUCUUCCAAGGAUGGAUUUGACCGGUAGCCUUGAUCCCUAUGUGAUUGUCAAGGUUGGAAACUUCAAAGGAACAACCAAUCACUUUGAGAAAAACAAUAGUCCUGAAUGGAACCUGGUGUUUGCAUUUGCCAAGGAGAAUCAACAAGCAACUACUCUUGAAGUUGUUAUCAAAGACAAGGACACAAUACAUGAUGAUUUUGUUGGAACUGUGAGGUUUGAUCUGUACGAUGUUCCUAAACGUGUUCCACCUGAUAGUCCUUUGGCUCCUCAGUGGUAUAGGAUUGUGAACAAAAAAGGCGAAAUGAUGAAUACUGGAGAGAUAAUGCUUGCUGUCUGGCAUGGCACACAAGCUGAUGAGGCUUUUCCUGAUGCUUGGCAUUCCGAUUCAAUGUCUCCUAAUGAAAGCUUUUCAGCUAACUAUGCUCAGAUUCGGUCUAAAGUCUACACUUCUCCAAGGUUAUGGUACCUACGUGUGAAAGUGAUUGAGGCACACGACUUGGUUUCACACGACAACAAGUCUAGAGCUCCUGAUGCUUUUGUUAAGGUGCAACAUGGUAACCAGAUUUUCAAGACAAAACCGGUUCAAUCAAGAAUCAAUAACCCGCGGUGGGAUCAAGGUACUUUGUUUGUUGCUGCUGAACCCUUUGAAGAACCUUUGAUCAUUACGGUUGAAGAUAAGGAUGAGACUAUUGGCAAUAUUGUUAUUCCUCUCAGCACAAUUGAAAAACGCGUUGAUGACCGAAAAGUCCGUAGCAGGUGGUAUCCGCUUGCUAAGUCCAUGUCCUCAGCAAUGGAAGCAGAAGAAAGGAAAAUUAAAGAGAAAAACAAAGAUAAAGACAAGUUCGCGAGUCGAAUCCAUAUCGAUGUUUUUCUUGAUGGUGGAUACCAUGUGUUAGAUGAAUCAACUUAUUAUAGCAGUGAUCUUAGGCCUACUUCAAGACAACUAUGGAAAAAAGCAAUUGGUGUAUUGGAACUUGGCAUUUUGAAUGCUGAUGUACAACCAACCAAAACUAGGGAUGGUAGAGGGGCAGCAGAUGUAUACUGUGUGGCAAAAUAUGGUCACAAAUGGGUGCGAACGCGAACGAUUGUGGGCAGUUUAAGCCCGAAAUUCCAUGAGCAGUACUAUUGGGAAGUUUAUGAUCCAUCCACAGUUCUCACCCUUGGUGUGUUUAACAAUGGACAACUUAAUGAUUCAAAUGACAGCAAUGAUUCAAAGAUCGGUAAGGUUCGGAUAAGGCUCUCAACGUUGGAAACCGGUCGCAUUUACACACAUAAUUAUCCGUUGUUGUCGCUGCAAGGUUCCGGUCUCAAGAAGAUGGGUGAGGUUCAUUUAGCCAUCCGAUUCUCAUGUACCUCAAUGAUGAACAUGAUUAAUUUGUAUUUCAAACCGCAUUUGCCGAAGAUGCACUAUACAAAACCUCUCAACAUAUUUGAACAAGAAAAGUUGAAAUUCCAAGCAAUGAUCAUUGUUCAAGCUAGACUUGGCAGAACAGAACCACCUCUUAGAAAGGAAGUGGUUGGAUACAUGUCUGAUACAGACUCUCAUCUAUGGAGCAUGAGAAAAAGCAAGGCGAACAUCAACCGUCUGAAAGAAGUUUUCUCGGGACUAAUAUCAGUUGGAAGUUGGUUAAUAGAAAUUUCAACAUGGAAAAAUUCUGUCACAACAGUAUUAGUCCACAUUCUUUACAUGAUGCUUGUUUGUUUCCCACAACUCAUUCUACCAACCAUGUUUCUCUACAUGUUCAUUAUAGGUCUGUGGAAAUGGAGGUUUCGCCCGAGGAACCCUCCUCACAUGAACACUAGUCUUUCUUGUACUGAUGUGACAACUCCAGACGAAUUGGACGAGGAGUUUGAUACGUUUCCAACGAAGAAAAGCCAGGAUAUAGUUCGUUGGAGGUACGAUCGGUUGAGAAGUUUGGCGGGGAGGGUUCAAAGUGUUGUUGGAGACAUAGCAACACAAGGUGAGAGGCUACAUGCACUACUAAACUGGAGGGAUCCUCGAGCAACAUAUAUAUUCAUGGCGUUUUCUUUUGUGGCUGCAAUAGUUUUGUAUCUGAUACCUACUCAGUUAGUGUUUCUUUCAGCUGGAUUUUACCUAAUGAGGCACCCUAAGUUAAGGGGUAAGUUACCAUCUGCACCAGUUAAUUUCUUCAGAAGGUUGCCUGCUCUUACUGAUAGUAUGUUGUAAAUUGAACCUUUGGGUUUUUUACUGUUUAUGGAAUUGCUUGUACAAAAUCAAUGGGUUUGUUUAAUGUCACUUGUAUCAUUAUUAGUGUGGAUAUAAAUUGCAAUGAUGUGGAUUUUGAUACGAAUGGCUACAAUUUUUAAAGAAGUAAA